AUGAAAAGGGCAAAAGUUUUGCGGGAAAAACGCCACACCAUUCGCGGCACCCUUGUCUCUGUGAGGCCAAUAAGCUGCGUUCCAGAGGACAGUGUGGAUUCUGUAGACGACAGAAGCGUUCUUGUGAAGGGUAUUCCACCUGGCACCAGCCGAGAAACGGUGUCACAUUUCCUGGAGAAGCUGGCUGGUCCUGAUUUGACCGUUGUUGGGGCUCACACUGGCAUUGAUCCCACCUCCUCAGUGCUUACUUUUGAUGGAGAAAUAAGCGAUAGUGUAUUCACAUCUAUGACACAGAAUAUCUCGAAAGAAAGUUUUCUCGGAACUUUUCUCACAGUGGAGCAAGUCCAGAAACCUAAUGCUGUUCUUGUCAAAGGGAUCAAAGACGAACAGUAUUUCAAGGAAAAAUUGGAAUAUUAUUUCGAAAGCAAAAAGAGCAGGGGUGGAUCGGUCAAGGACGUUGUCAUACUAAGAAAUAGGAAAGCUGCUGUUGUUACGUUUCAAGAAGCAGACGUUGCGAAGAGAGUUUCUGAGAAUUCACACACCCUCGAAGGUCUCCAGUUGCAUGUCAGUGUCUAUUACCGUGAAAUCGGAUAUGAAGAAGAUGACGACGAAGAAGAUACCGGAGAUUCCUGGACAAUGGAGUUCCCUUGUGACCCACACAUUGUAUCCUUCUUAAGUGAACGUCCUGCUCAAAAGCGCCGUUUGGCUGGUAAUCUUAAGCCGAUUCAUGGGUCACUCCCUCAAUCCUGGAUAGAUGUCACCACCAACCAAAUACGCGUCGUGGCCGACGAAAGUAAACGGAUGGACAGGAAAGAGAAGUGGGAAAAGAAAUGCGCUGAAGUGGUUCAAGAGUUUCUUGAUGGUUUCACAACGAAAUUAGUCCAUUUUCCUGAUUACGUUUGGUCUAGGAUUGAAGAGGAGUGCGAAGUGCAUACCAUUUAUUACCAAGAGUUAAUAGAUGUACAGGUCGCCCCUGCGUCUCACAACGUCCGAGUAACUGGUGUUGAAGACGAAUGCCAAAAGAUCCUCAAAGGCUUUGCUCGAAUUCAGAGGGAGGAGAAUAAAAAGUCAAAAGAAGAAGAAAAGGAAACAACCAAAGUUUUGACUGAUAAGAACAAAGCCAAAUUAGCCCUCAUCGAAAGAAAAGGUGUCGCUGGUGUACCACCGGGAGUUGUCGUCAUGAUUCGAUCAAAUGAAGGUAAAAUUGAAUUCAAAGGAAAGGCCACUCUAGUGGAGAGAGCUGUUACAAAAUUCCUAGAAGUUCUUACUUCAAUUAUGGAAAACAGCAUCCGCGUCACCGACAAACAUUUUGUCAGGAUUUUGGCGUCAAAAGAAGGCGAGGAGAAAGUCCGAUGUGUACUCAAAAAAGCUGGUUUGGACGUCGUUCAUGAAGUCACGGGAAAGGGAUCUGAAUGUACGAUGCGUUUUUAUUCGUUUUACGCUGAGGCAACAGAAAAAGCGGCAGAAGUCAUUCAAGGCAGUCUGACCACUCAAAGCAUCCCCGUGCAAAAGGCCAAGCUUUCAUAUUUGCACACCGAUCCUUGGGAGGCCCUACAGGAAAAAUUGGUCAAAGAUUUGUGCGUUUGGAUGGAGGUUACAGACUUGAGAGAUACGAAAACUGUUGUGGUAUAUGGUUUUAGCGAUGAUGUAAAAGAGGCUGCGAAGCAGAUAACGCAUCAUUUGGGACAGAAACCAGUUGCAAGCGAAACUAUGUCGAUUCUCCCCGGCCAGGCGGAAUAUAUAAUCAAAUUUAAAGUAUCCGAGAUUAAGAAGUUGGAGAAGGACAAAAGAGUGCAAAUUAUAAUCAACGGGGACAACGGGGAGUUGAUUAUCCAGGGCCCAACUGAUAAAAUCCAUGAAGCUGAGUCAUCACUAAAGGCAUUUGUUGACAAAAUUAAAAACAAACAGGUCGCCAUCAAACAGCCAGGAAUGGUUUCAAGCAUGCAGAGCGGUCCCGGGCGCAUUUUGCUGGGGGACCUUGAGAAGAAGAACAAUGUUUAUAUAGCUAUCAAAGCUGCGGCAAAACCGUCAGUCUCCACCACGGCAAUGUUAACAGCGGCGAGUCCAAUGUCGACCGGCAGCUUUACCACGCCCGAAGGCAUAAAUAUAACUUUGGUCGAAGGAAAUAUCGAACAAGAAACGGCUGAUGUUAUAGUGAACAGCAUCAAGUUCGACAUGGAUCUUAGUGCCGGAAAUGUUUCUGCUGCCAUUGCUCAUGUUGCUGGACCUCAGCUUCAACAGGAAUGCACGAAGAUAGGGAAAAUGUCAGCUGGAGAAAUGAAGAAGACGGGUGGCUUCAAUCUUCAAUGCAAGGAAAUCUACCAUGUCGUCUGUCCGGAUUGGGAACCAGGAAAAGAACAGGUUCUUUCCAGUCUUAUGUCACAGUGUUUAGCACAAGCACACCAGGAUGGAGUGUCAUCCAUAGCAUUUCCAACUAUUGGAACUGGAAACCUGAAGUUUCCGAAAGAAGCUGUCGCUGACGUUAUGUUUAAAGAGGCCGUGCAAUUCAGUGCAAACAACUCGCAGACCAAAGUCAAGGAUAUUCGAUUUGUUCUCUAUCCCCAAGAUGCGCAAAGUAUCACUUCUUUUAAGAUGAAAUUGUUAGAAGUACAGGGGCGGCCAAAAACCGUGCGUAUGCGUCGAAGAGUUUCAAAACCAAAUACGCCUGGGCUUACUUUAAAGUCAAUAUCAGCGACAUGCACUGAGACCGAUCAUCAUGGCGUUACCAUUCAAGUCCAACAGGGUGACCUCACAAAAGAUAAAGUUGAUGUCAUAGUAAAUACGUCAGAUGACAAAUUGAACUUUGGAAAGCUGGGUGACCACAUUGUGCAGCAAGGUGGACAGAGCAUAAAGGACGAAUGUGACCAACAUGCCGGCAAUGUACAGAAAGGGCAGAUAAUUGUAACAGGUGCUGGAAAAUUGCCGUUCAAAAAGGUAUACCACAUGAUUUUGACACACAAAAAUUUGAUACACCAAUCCGUGGAAAAGUGCUGCGAACUGGCGGAGAAAUUCCGAUGUUCUUCCAUAAGCUUCCCUGCCAUUGGGACAGGAAAUGCGAACGUGCCUGUGGCCGAGUCAGCCAAAGAGACGAUUGACGGCAUUCUUGGCUUUGUUGAAAAGACAAAACCUCGCCAUCUUCGGUGCAUACGUGUCACUAUAUUUGACCAGAGACAGGUGGGACAGUACCAUAGUGAACUCAGGUGUAGGGGAACGGCGCCGGUGACUGGAACAGCCGCAGGCAUUACAAUUAAGUCGGAGAAGCCUAACUUUAUUGAGCUGUCUUGUAAUGCAGUUACUGUUCAAGUCAAGCAGGGCAAUGUUAUGGACGACACUGUUGAUAUUAUUGUGAAUACUGUUGACUCCGGACUUA
Molecule: messenger RNA, 3370 nt
Organism: Lingula anatina
Lineage: Eukaryota; Metazoa; Brachiopoda; Lingulata; Lingulida; Lingulidae
Molecular function (GO): RNA binding
Source: RefSeq, a predicted model, not a curated record